AUGAGUACUCGAAUUUGGAGAACAAAAGUCGUUUCGGUCGGGAAAGAUCCCCAAAGGUCGUUUCCUGUCGGGAAACACAAUUCGACAUUGCUAGCUCUUAGGCAUAGAAACGUCUCAGUGACGAUCGAGACGUCGAAUUUGACGUCGUCAUCCAGAUAUGCAUUCAGCACAAGCGCUCGUCUGCUCACGACUCCUCCCCCUUCCACCAAGUCGACAUCUCCGACUGAGACCCCAAUCCCCACGCCCCCUACAUUGAAGCCUUCGAGUAAACCUAAAGUGGACUUGAGACCAGGGCCUAUCAAAUCUGGGACUUCCGCAAAGUCUAGUGCGUCAGCGUCGCCGCGUACAGUCACUCCUCCGUCAGCGCCGUCACCGUCAUCAUCGCAUUCGGUCGAAGCAGGAGCUCAGAAGCUGGGAGAGAAGCUGGAGGAGAGCGUAGAAGUGAAGAAGCCGGAACCUGGAGUCAUUGAGAUUACGAAGGCGGAUUAUGAGCAGGCUAUCCGACAUGGCAUCCUCGCACCACCACCCGCAAGUGCUGGAAGAAUAGGGAAGCUGUAUCAUCAAGCUAAGGAGAUUUUCAAAUUCUACUGGAAUGGCAUCAAACUCGUGAACACGAAUAGGCAACGAGCUAACGAGAUCAAAGAGCGCGUCAAGUCUGGUGGUUCUCCACUCACUCGUUGGGAAACGAAAUUCAUUGAAACCACCGAUAGGGACAUGUUCAAGCUUGUACCCUUCGUAGCAAUCGUCGUCGUUCUCGAAGAAAUUAUCCCCCUUAUCGUCAUUUAUGCACCUGGGAUGCUCCCGUCGACAUGUAUCCUUCAUUCCCAACGAGAGAGGAUCGAGACCAAACGGAGACAGAAGCAACGCGUAUUCGCAGAGGCUAUGGAAGAAGAACUCACUGCUAUCACAGAGAAGGAGGUCAGGAAGGAUGGUGAGAAGGUUGGAUUGGUGACGUUGGAUCAGGUCAAGAUUGAGACAAUGGCCUUGUGCGGCAUGCUGUCUCUGUCCACUUUCGGUCCUCCCUUUGCGCGCCGGUCUCGUCUGGAGCGACAUCUAAAGAAACUCGUUCCGGACGACAUACUAUUGCAACAGGAAGGGCUGGGCGAACGCCUCACACGGCCUGAACUUCUCGAUGCGCUCGAGGAACGUGGAAUUGUCGCCACUUCGUCUGAGACUCCCGCCCUGCAGAAGCAACUUCGCUGGUGGUUAGAGAAUGUGGGAGGCCAGGACCUGAGUGAGGCCGAUGCAGUGGCUAGGAGAAUAUCCUUAGUUGCUCGUAGUGGUCUUGGGAAAUACUGAGCCCUCAUGACUUUCUAUGCUUUCAUGCUACCUCGCCGUGGUAGGCCGUUUGAUGAUAUUUAUAUAUUACACGCGUUACUUUCACCCUCCGUUUGUGGGCGAAGUUGUUCGGUCUCUGGACCUUCACCUUCUCUGUUACAUCGUUUUCGCAUAGACUCAUACUCACUCACACCAUCCUCAUCUCACUGUCAUUAUCAUCGCUCUGUCGACCUAUAUAUAUCUAAAACAUAUUAUUAAUUCC
This is a messenger RNA of Stereum hirsutum FP-91666 SS1, 1540 nucleotides long. RefSeq lists its product as uncharacterized. The transcript is spliced from 6 exons. The record is from RefSeq and is a predicted model, not a curated record. Gene Ontology annotation, molecular function: ribosome binding. NCBI's taxonomy places the organism in Eukaryota, Fungi, Basidiomycota, Agaricomycetes, Russulales, Stereaceae. Gene Ontology annotation, cellular component: mitochondrial inner membrane. The coding region runs from base 1 to 1299 and encodes 432 amino acids. Gene Ontology annotation, biological process: intracellular monoatomic cation homeostasis.